UUUAUCUGCUGACCUCAUUCUUCCAUCACCCACAAUAUGGAAUCAGGUUACGUUUAAAACCAUGCCCCUUUAAUCAAGUUGUCCAAUUAGAAUCUUUCCACACUGAUAUUUAUCUAAGACUCACCCAUUGUUAUAUAGACUGUGUGUCCAGGGUGCUCCCAGACAGUUUUUUGAACUUGCUGAAAAGGGAGCUCUCUAAACCUGUCUAUGCUUUUUGGAUAAUUUUCCAACUUUUGCUAUUUUCUUUUUGUGAUUUACUUCAUUUAUAGAUUUUGAUUUUUUAUAUUCUUACAUUUUGUCUAUUGACAACUAUUUCUGCAGUUUAUUGUUUCGUUUCCAAAAGGGGAAAUCUUUAGGAUAUUCAAGGAAUAAUCAUGGAGUCUGUAUCCAAAACCAAAAACAGAACUCCACAGACAUGCCCUGUCUGCUAUAGACCACACAAGAUUCUCUCAACACAUCUGAAAAGAAAGUGUAUGAGACUGAGCACAGAUGAAGCCAGGAAAGCGGCAUUAGAAUCGGCCAAGAAGACCCUGGUCAAUAUAGCAUCGAAGGGCACUACCAUUUCUUACGAUGAGAUCAUGUCUCUAGGAUCUCUGGAAAAAGUUGUACCUUUUCUAGAGGACAGAGGCUUUAUAAUAUCAGACAAGCCGGCUUCAAACAGGAAUGUCAGACAAGAGAUAACACCUACCUCUGUGUCUGCUGCCACCUCCACAUUGCAAGCAGUGGCCUCUCAAGUACAGCCACUUCACACGGAAGACGACGAGGACACAUUCCAACCUCAAGAAGAUUUGGAGGUCGCACAUGGCAAUGUGGAGCCUGAAGAAGAAAUUGAGGAUGUGCCAGCCGAGACCGAGGACCAAGAUAUAGAAGAGAGAGACAGCAUUCCAGAAGAAGACCACGAGGAAGGACAAGAAAGAAGACAAGAUGAAGAAAUUGAGGAAAUUGAUAACCUCGAUAGUGAGACACAGAGAAUCCUACAGACAAAAUGGACAGUGAAUACAAGAAAGAAGAUGAUGGCUGAAGGGUUGUACCAACGUCAUUCAUUAGACAACCCAAUGCUGAAGGGCUUUGCCUCCUAUCUGAAGGACACUUUGAAGGUCAAUAAUUAUAAACAGGAGGUUGAAGAUGUUGCAAGGUUCCUUUUUUACAUGAACCCAAAGACCGUAAACCUACAGUUCGUGAAGGAUGUGGAAAAGGCCAACGCCUUCUUUACCAAGCUGAGGGAUUUGAAUCUUGCAAACCAGACCAUCUUCAACUACCUGAAACAUGUCCGGAGGUUUAUGACCUAUCAGCUAAGAUCCACCAACCUCUUUACCAAACAUCCAAAUUUGUAUAAGUCCUGCGAAUUCUUUCACAAGGUGACCGAUGACAUACAAAAGAGGUUGUCAAAGGGCAUUUCUAGAGAGGUUGUCAGCAAACGGUACCAGGCAUUGACAACCACUUCAAAGACACCCCAGGAAUGUCGCAGGCUUCUAGAUGUGGCAAAACCAUCAUUCUCACAGUGUUUCAAGGAUGUCCAAGGUAGAAACACUGAUCGAGAAACAUAUCUAGAAAUUCUUUAUUAUUUGGAGGCCCUGCUUAUAUUGAAACAUCUACAACGACCAGGGGUAGUGCAAAAUAUGACCGUUUCUGAGUGGAAAGAACGAAUCUCCCACACAUAUAAUGGGGAAGAUCUUGCUAUAGUCGGUGUUAAGUUACACAAGACAGCUUCACAACAAGUGGCUACUUUUGUACUAAACAAGGAGGAAGAAAUGUGGUUUAAAGUCUACUUUGAAAAAGCUAGACCAAAGUUGCUACAGAAAGACUCUCCAAAGGAUACAUUCUUCAUAUCGACCUCUGGAAAAGAGAUUUAUAACGUUUCCAAUGACAUCAUGCGGUACCACAAGAAAUUCAAACUUCCCAACAUCUCUAGCCAGCUUGUCAGGAGGGUUUGUGAAACUUGGACCAUUCCUCAUUAUUCAGACUCCGAAAAGAAUAUGUUUUCAAAAUAUCUGGCACAUACCAACCUCACGGCCGAACGAAGCUAUAGGGAGAAGACGCUAACGGAUAUUUGCCAUGGCUACCAACUAGUAAUACAAGCAGGGCAAGUGACGAGUGAUGAGCCACAAGCCAGCACCUCAAGACAUCUGGAUCCAGAAGAACAUCGAGAAAGCCAGGAUGAUCACAGUGAGCAAGACGAGGACAUCACUUCCCAGAACACCUCAAGAAAUCGGGAUUCUGAAGAUCGUCAGGCAAGCCAGGAUGAAGACUCUACUUCAAAGGAUGAGAACAGCAACGAAGACGAGGACAUCACUUCCCAGGACACAAUCAGUGACGAGGAUGAUACUGGCUGGACUUCAAGAGCACCAACUCCCUCAGUGCCAGCGAUGUCAACAAGGUCCUGUGGGAAAAGUCAGACAGCACCAGCAAGCUCUAGCAGAGAAAAGACUCCCUCAUUGCCAGCGCUCUCAACAAGGUCCCAUGGGCAGAGGCAGACAGCACCAACAAGAUCUAGCCGAAGGACUAAAUAUUGCCGGAGAAGUACUCGACUUCGAAGAUAACGACCUUCUAUAGUCCAGCCAAGGGCUAUAUUUUACGCACUGUUUUAUAAAAAUACCAACAGUGUUUUGAUGUUGUUUAUGUUUUUUAGGUUUAUGCUUUCUAUGAUUGCAUAUUAAUGUUCAUUUAUGUUUUAUUGCAGAGCAAAAACACCCUCAUUGUCAGCGAUGUGAACGAGGUCCGGGAGGCAGAGGCAGACAGCAUCAGCAAGCUCUAAAGGACUGAAGAUUGCGGGAGAAGUACUCAACUUUGAAGAUGAUAAGCUUCCAUAGUCCAACCAUGGACUAUAAUUUACGCGCUACGUUGUAUACAAACGCACACUGUUUUACUGUAAUAUAUGGACUACUUCCUAUCCUGGGAACCCAUCUGUUUAGGAAGUGCAUGAAGCGCAUAGCAGCGAUGAUGAGAGAUCAAGACAACCCUGACAGAGGCCAAAAUAAAGUUGGUCAAUGAUGUAUCAUGGUGCUUGCUAUGAGGAUCGCUGAGCUGUUAUGAGACAAAAAUGCAAGGAAAAUAUGAUUGGGUUCCUAAGGAAAGACAGAUUAUUCAUCUCUAUCUAUAUUCAUUUAUUAGGUUACUAUAGGUUACUGAUGGGGUUUGAUGAAUAAAUACAAUUUCAUUAUUUUUGGCAAUAUGAUAAUGGGGUUUGUUGGGGGUUUGAGAUAAUGGUGUUUGUUUAAUAAAUGCACUUUCAUAAUUUU
Messenger RNA from Bufo bufo (common toad), 3239 nucleotides. RefSeq lists its product as uncharacterized. The coding region runs from base 375 to 2540 and encodes 721 amino acids. The record is from RefSeq and is a predicted model, not a curated record. Lineage: Eukaryota; Metazoa; Chordata; Amphibia; Anura; Bufonidae. The transcript has 14 exons.